Molecule: messenger RNA, 4662 nt
Organism: Myxocyprinus asiaticus (Chinese sucker)
Lineage: Eukaryota; Metazoa; Chordata; Actinopteri; Cypriniformes; Catostomidae
Gene: washc5
Product: WASH complex subunit 5
Exons: 29
Coding region: 94-3573 (1159 amino acids)
Biological process (GO): endosome organization; endosome fission; regulation of actin nucleation
Cellular component (GO): WASH complex; endosome
Source: RefSeq, a predicted model, not a curated record
CACUCACGUGAUUUAUGAACAGGAAGAAUCUGAUCUUCCGUGCAGUGGUCUUGAAGAGACUGAAUGAAUCUUUGAGAUCAGACCUUCCUCAUCAUGGUGGAUUUUCUGGCAGAGAACAACUUGUGUGGACAGGCCAUACUAAGGAUUGUGUCCAGAGGAAACGCCAUCAUAGCAGAAUUACUGAGACUCUCAGACUUUAUUCCUGCAGUUUUCAGACUCAAAGACAAAAGUGACCAGCAGAAAUAUGGAGACAUCAUCUGUGACUUCAGCUACUUUAAAGGUCCAGAGUUUUACGAGAGUAAACUGGAAUCAAAGGCAGAGCUGCAGGAUUUGGAUGAGGAGUUCCGGGAAAACAACAUUGAAAUAUUGACACGGUUCUACCUGGCCUUUGAAAGUGUCCAUAAAUAUGUUGUAGACUUGAUAAGGUACCUGGAGGAUCUCAAUGAAGGGGUCUACAUUCAGCAGACACUGGAAACUGUUUUACUAAACGAAGAUGGAAAACAGCUUCUGUGUGAGGCUCUGUACCUGUAUGGAGUCAUGUUACUGGUCAUUGAUCAGAAGAUGGAGGGGGAGGUGAGAGAGAGGAUGCUGGUGUCCUACUACAGAUACAGUGCUGCUCGCUCCUCAGGCGACUCCAACCUGGAUGACAUCUGCAAGCUCUUACGCAGCACCGGAUACUCCAGCAACCCGGGAGCCAAACGGCCGGCCAACUACCCCGAAAGCUACUUCCAGAGAGUUCCCAUUAAUCCCACUUUCCUCAGUAUGGUGAUCGGACGACUCCGCUCAGACGACAUUUACAACCAGGUUUCUGCAUAUCCUCUGCCAGAACACCGCAGUACAGCUCUGGCCACGCAGGCUGCUAUGCUGUGUGUCUGUUUAUAUUUUACCCCUUCCAUCUUGCACACACAACAAGCCAAGAUGAGAGAGAUUGUGGACAAAUACUUCCCUGACAAUUGGGUUAUAAGCAUAUACAUGGGAAUCACUGUGAACUUGGUGGAGGCGUGGGAACCGUAUAAAGCUGCUAAAACAGCCCUGAACUACACGCUGGACACGGCCAACAUCAGAGAACAGGCCGGUCGAUACGCUGCCAGUGUGGAGAGUUUGAGGCCGCAGGUGCAGCAGUUGUUGAAGGAGGGUUUCCUGAGAGAAGAAAUCGUUCUGGACAACAUUCCCAAACUGCUUAACUGCCUCCGCGACUGUAAUGUUGCCAUCCGCUGGCUGAUGCUGCACACUGCAGAGUCUGCUUAUGAUCCAAACAACAAGAGAUUGCGUCAGAUCAAAGAUCAAGUCAUCAACGACUCCAAAUACAAAUCCAAAAUUCUGUUUCAGCUGUUGCUGGAUACGGCCCAGUUUGAGUUCAUACUCAAAGAGAUGUUCAAGCAGAUGUUGGCAGAGAAACAGCUCAAGUGGGAAAGCUAUAAGAAAGAGGGAUCAGAGAGAAUGAUGGAGUUGGCUGAGGUGUUUUCUGGGGUCAAGCCGCUCACCAGGGUGGAGAAAAACGAGAAUCUUCAGGCCUGGUUCAGAGAGAUCUCCAAACAGAUCGAGUCUUUGAACUAUGAGGACUCGACGGCUGCUGGUAGGAAGACUGUUCAGCUCAUUCAGGCUCUGGUAGAGGUGCAAGAGUUUCACCAGCUCGAGUCGAACCUGCAGGUGUGUCAGUUCCUGGCAGACACACGCAAGUUCCUUCAUCAGAUGAUCCGCACCAUUAACAUCAAAGAGGAAGUGCUCAUCACUAUGCAGAUAGUGGGGGAUUUAUCAUACGCCUGGCAGAUCAUUGACAGCUUCACGUCAAUAAUGCAAGAGAGCAUCCGAGUGAACCCCUCGAUGGUGACCAAACUCAGAGCCACUUUUCUAAAGCUGGCCUCUGCCCUGGAUCUGCCUCUUCUACGAAUCAACCAAGUGAACAGUCCAGAUCUGCUUAGUGUUUCUCAGUUUUACUCUGGGGAGCUGGUGGCUUAUGUCAGAAAGGUACUGCAGAUUAUUCCAGAGAGUAUGUUCACCUCACUGGCUAAAAUCAUCAAGCUGCAGAUCCAUGACAUUAUGGAAGUGCCCACUCGUCUGGACAAAGACAAACUGAAGGACUAUGCUCAACUCAGCGCCCGCUAUGAGGUAGCCAAACUCACUCAUGCCAUCUCAGUGUUUACCGAAGGCAUCCUGAUGAUGAAGACCACACUUGUCGGCAUUAUCAAGGUGGAUCCAAAGCAGCUUCUGGAGGAUGGAAUCAGGAAAGAGCUUGUCAGACGCGUCGCUUACGCCCUGCACAAAGGCCUUAUCUUCAACCCCAAGGCCAAACCCAGUGAGCUGAUGCCAAAGCUGAAGGAAAUGGCCGCCACCAUGGAUGGCUUUUAUCGCUCGUUUGAGUACAUUCAGGAUUACGUGAGCAUCUACGGACUGAAGAUCUGGCAGGAGGAAGUGUCUCGCAUCAUCAACUACAACGUAGAGCAAGAGUGUAACAGCUUCCUCAGGACAAAGAUCCAAGACUGGGAAAGUGUCUACCAGUCCACCCACAUUCCCAUCCCUAAAUAUCCAUCAGUUGAUGAAUCUGCAACAUUCAUUGGACGUCUUUGCAGGGAAAUCCUGAGGAUCACAGAUCCAAAAACUACAUGUUACAUUGAUCAGCUGAACACCUGGUAUGAUAUGAGGACACAUCAGGAAGUGACCAACAAUCGACUCUUCUCUGAGAUUCAGGACACGCUGGGAACCUUCGGCCUGAACGGACUCGAUCGUCUCUUGUGUUUUAUGAUUGUGAAAGAGCUGCAGAAUUUUCUUACAGUCCUUCAGAAGAACAUCCUGAAGGACAAAGCUGUGGUUGACAUCUUCAAAGCUCUGUUGACAGCUGUCAAUCCUGUGAAAGGGAUUGUGGCGAAUGCAAGCAAAGUCUACGCCAAUGCUGUGGCCAAAACUCAGAAGAUCUGGGCAGUGUAUCUGGAAGCCAUCAUGAAGGUGGGUCAAAUGCAGAUUUUGAGGCAACAGAUAGCCAAUGAACUGAAUUACUCCUGCAAAUUUGAUUCCAAACAUCUUACUGCCGCACUGGAUAAUCUGAACAAGUCUCUGCUUGCUGACAUUGAAGCACAUUACCAAGAUCCAUCGCUGCCAUACCCCAAAGAGGACAACACCCUCCUCUACGAGAUCACCGCUUACCUCGAGGCAGCUGGAAUCCACAACCCACUUAAUAAAAUCUACAUCACGACGAAGCGUCUGCCUUAUUUUCCGAUCGUGAACUUCCUGUUUCUCAUCGCUCAGUUACCAAAACUGCAGUACAAUAAAAGCCAAGGAAUGACGUGCCGGAAGGCAGCAGAUCCGGUCGAUUGGGUUCCUCUGGUCUUGGGUCUUCUGACACUCCUCAAACAGUUUCACUCCAGAUAUACGGAACAGUUCCUGGCUCUGAUCGGCCAGUUUAUUCGCUCCAUAAUGGAGCAGUGCACCAGCCAGAAAAUUCCAGAUAUGCCUUCAGAUGUAGUUGGAGCAUUAAUGUUUCUGGAGGACUAUGUGCGUUACACUAAACUGCCCAGAAAGGUGGCAGAAGCUCAUGUGCCCAGUUUCAUUUUUGAUGAAUUCAGGACUGUGCUGUAAAGUUGUCUGUUGUUCUGUGAAACCAUGUUUGAUACCAUUUGUCUUUCUCUAAAAGCACAAAUGAAAGAAAAAAAAAAUUGUGUUCUUUUCUAAUACAGAGUAGCUGUUACUGACCUAAUGUCUGCUGAUGUAAUAAAAUACCACAAUGUUUUUAUAUAUAUAUAUAUAUAUAUCUCCAUAAUUUUGGGAAAAUUAAGCACCUUUAAAGAAAGAAUAAGAAUGUUUUCUAAUAAAACAGUAAGCCACGAGGGUAUGCGUUACAAUGAUUUUACCAUAAUAAGGGGUGUUUUUAGGCAAGAUACGAAACCGGAAUGUCUAAAACUACCUUAAGUGUGGUAAACUCAUUGUUAUGCAAGGCCUCAUAUUAAACAGUGGCAACAUCCGAUCAGAAUUUAGAGUCAGAACUUUGUUGUAAUCAGCCAAUAAUACUGUACACUUGCACUAAAACCCUUUUUUUUUUGUACACAACACACACAAGACGUCAUUUGAAUGAAAGUUUUACUUUAUCUUAAAUAUAUUACAAUACUUAAUGGAUACUGUAUGAAAAAAAAGAGCAUUUUAUCAUUUUAAUUGUCAGUCUAUGUACAGCACAUAAUAAAACAAAACAGCUAUGAAGAAUCUAUGAAUACCAACACUGUGUACAUGAUCAGAUGCGAACAGAAGAGAAACAGCAUGUGACAGCUUUUGAAUUAGCAUAAGGCAUUUAAAAAGACUCAAAAUGUACAUUUCAACUGCAAAAAAAAAAAACAAAACAAAAAAACUAAUCAGUGUUGAAAAUGAUUUACUUCCAGUUAACGCUGUCCUAUAUUUGCAAGUUGGUUCAGUAUGUGUGUGUGAUCUCAGUGUAAGUGGUCUGGGCCUGUUUGGUGAGCGUAAAUAUUAAUUUUCCUAAAUACAUUCAAAAGCUGGCGUCAGGAUGAAACUCGGGUUUGACUGAAACAGCAUCUCUCCUUCUGAGAUUUUAUUCCAGUACGAGUCGUAAAGGUUGUGUGCUUUUUUAUGGACAGAUUAGGGUCACAGUGAGCAGAGAGUAUUGCUUCAGAUGGUCAGUUAUUAUGGCUGUGUAUUAAAUAAAGAAACUUAAUUGUA